Globicephala melas (long-finned pilot whale) is the source of this 13328-nucleotide messenger RNA. RefSeq names its product ATPase 13A4 (gene ATP13A4). Gene Ontology annotation, biological process: intracellular calcium ion homeostasis; polyamine transmembrane transport. Lineage: Eukaryota; Metazoa; Chordata; Mammalia; Artiodactyla; Delphinidae. Gene Ontology annotation, cellular component: endoplasmic reticulum membrane; late endosome membrane. The record is from RefSeq and is a predicted model, not a curated record. Gene Ontology annotation, molecular function: P-type ion transporter activity; ATP hydrolysis activity; polyamine transmembrane transporter activity.
GAGAAUGCAGUUAGCCAGGAGCCUGCAGAAAUUCCUCCAAGCAGAGGGUGGCUCGUAGGAGGAGUUCAGUUUGCUAAGUAAGUACUGUCAUUUGCUGAAAGAAGGUGUGUGCUCCAGAGGGAGUUUUAACCUGGAGGAUCAUUAAGUCUUUCAGUCAGCUGGUGAGCGGCAGUGGCUGGGCAAGUUCAGUUCGUCCUGGACGCAUCUGCUCCAGAAGGUCAGGGAGGAGUGGAAUCACUUUUCCAUGGGGGACCACUUUGAGAAGGGCCAGCAAGCUUUGCUCAAUGAAGGAGAAGAGAAUGAGAUGGAGAUAUUUGGCUACCGGACUCAGAGCUGCCGGAAAACCCUCUGCCUUGCUGGAUCUAUCUUCUCCUUUGGGAUCCUCCCCUUGGUGUUUUACUGGAGACCCGCUUGGCACGUGUGGGCAAAUUGCAUCCCGUGUUCCUUGCAAGAAGCAGACGUCGUGUUGCUGAGGACAACAGAUGAAUUCCAAACUUACUCUUGGAAAAAGGUAGUGUGGAUCUGCCUGUCAGCAUUGAACAGUGCAUUUCGGCUCAUUCCUGAUCACCCUCUCAUCACAGAUGAGGAAUAUAUCAUAAAUAGAGCCAUAAGAAAGCCAGACCUAAAGGUGAGAUGCAUAAAAGUGCAGAAAAUAAGAUAUGUUUGGAACAACUUAGAAGGACAGUUCCAGAAAAUUGGCUCUUUGGAAGACUGGCUCAGUUCUGCCAAGAUACAUGUAAAGUUUGGAUCAGGUCUAACAACAGAAGAACAAGAGAUUAGGAGGUUAAUAUGUGGGCCAAAUACGAUCGAUGUUGAAAUCACACCCAUCUGGAAACUGCUCAUCAAGGAGGUUUUAAAUCCAUUUUACAUAUUUCAGCUCUUCAGUGUCUGUCUGUGGUUUAGUGAAGACUAUAAGGAGUAUGCUUUUGCUAUCGUAAUCAUGUCUAUCAUUUCCAUCGCUUUGACCGUAUAUGAUCUCAGAGAGCAAUCUGUAAAGCUCCACCAUUUAGUUGAAUCACAUAAUAGCAUUACAGUCUCUGUAUGUGAGAAAAAGGCUGGAGUCCAGGAGCUGGAAUCACGCUUCCUGGUACCUGGAGAUCUAUUAAUUUUGACGGGGAACAAAGUGCAAAUGCCGUGUGAUGCCAUCCUGAUAGAUGGAAGCUGUGUGGUAGAUGAAGGCAUGCUGACAGGAGAAAGUAUUCCGGUCACUAAAACUCCAUUACCUAAGAUGGAUAGCUCUGUGCCCUGGAAAACGCAGAGUGAAGCGGAUUACAAACGGCAUGUCCUCUUCUGUGGAACAGAGGUUAUCCAGGCCAGGGGGGCUUGCUCUGGCGCCGUGAAAGCAGUAGUCCUGCAGACAGGAUUCAACACUGCAAAGGGGGACCUCGUGAGAUCUAUUCUGUACCCGAAGCCGAUGAAUUUUAAGCUCUACAGGGAUGCCAUCAGGUUCCUCCUGUGCCUCGUAGGGACAGCCACCAUCGGGAUGAUCUAUACUUUGUGCGUCUAUGUGCUCAGUGGGGAACCUCCGGAGGAGGUGGUGAAGAAAGCCCUUGAUGUCAUCACAAUUGCGGUUCCUCCCGCUCUACCUGCUGCCCUGACCACAGGCAUUAUCUAUGCCCAGCGGAGGCUGAAGAAGAGAGGCAUCUUUUGUAUUAGCCCCCAGAGGAUUAAUGUAUGUGGACAAUUAAACCUUGUCUGCUUUGACAAGACAGGUACCUUAACAAGGGAUGGCUUGGAUCUCUGGGGAGUCGUGCCCUGUGAUAGGAGUGGCUUCCAGGAAGUCCACAGCUUUGCCUCGGGCAAGGCUCUGCCAUGGAGCCCACUGUACGCAGCCAUGGCCAGCUGCCAUUCUCUGAUCCUCCUGGAUGGGACCAUCCAUGGAGACCCACUGGACCUCAAAAUGUUUGAAGCUACUACCUGGGAAAUGGUGGUUUCCGGGCAUGAUUUCCACAUCAAGGGAGCGCCAGCAUGCGCCAUGGUUGUUAAGCCCUGCAAAACAGCCAGCCAGGUCCCAGUGGAAGGAAUCGCAAUCCUGCAUCAGUUCCCAUUCUCAUCAGCGCUGCAGAGGAUGACAGUCAUUGUCCAAGAGAUGGGGGGUGACUGGCUGGCGUUCAUGAAAGGUGCACCAGAGAGGGUGGCCAGCUUUUGCCAACCUGAGACAGUACCAACUAGUUUUGUUAGUGAACUUCAGAUUUACACGACACAGGGCUUCCGGGUCAUAGGACUGGCCUACAAAAAGCUGGAAAUGGACCAUCAUACCACUGCCUUGAUGAGGGACCAGGUAGAAUCAGACCUGAUAUUUCUGGGAUUGCUGAUCUUGGAGAAUCGACUGAAGGAAGAGACAAAACCUGCCCUGGAAGAGCUCAUCUCAGCCCGGAUAAGGACUGUAAUGAUCACAGGUGACAAUCUUCAGACUGCAAUAACAGUGGCCAGAAAGUCUGGAAUGGUUUCUGAAAGCCAGAAAGUCAUUCUCAUUGAAGCAAAUGAAACUACUGAGUCCUCAUCAGCAUCUAUAUCUUGGCAGUUAGUCGAAGAGAAGAAACAUAUUGCUUAUAGGAAUCAGGACAAUUACAUUAACAUCAGGGAAGAAGUCUCUGAUAACAGCAGAGAGGGAAGUUACCAUUUUGCCCUAAGUGGAAAAUCCUUCCAGGUUAUAAGUCAGCAUUUCAGCAGCCUACUGCCAAAGAUAUUGAUCAAUGGGACCAUCUUUGCAAGAAUGUCUCCAGGGCAGAAAUCCAGUCUGGUGGAAGAAUUUCAGAAACUAGAUUACUUUGUAGGUAUGUGUGGUGACGGAGCCAAUGACUGUGGGGCUUUGAAAAUGGCUCACGUGGGCAUCUCUUUAUCAGAGCAGGAGGCAUCUGUGGCCUCACCUUUCACUUCCAAAACUCCAAACAUUGAAUGUGUACCUCACCUUAUCAAGGAAGGACGUGCAGCUCUCGUUACCUCAUUUUGCAUGUUUAAGUACAUGGCUCUGUACAGCAUGAUUCAGUAUGUUGGUGUUCUGCUGCUCUACUGGGAGACAAACAGCCUUUCAAAUUACCAGUUUCUGUUCCAGGAUCUGGCCAUUACAACUCUUAUUGGUGUAACAAUGAAUUUGAAUGGUGCCUAUCCCAAGCUGGUGCCUUUCAGACCUGCAGGACGGCUGAUCUCCCCGCCUCUGCUGCUCUCUGUGAUUCUCAACAUUCUUCUCAGCCUGGCCAUGCACAUUGUGGGCUUCAUUCUGGUUCAGAGGCAGCCUUGGUAUUCCGUGGGGAUGCACAGUACCUGCACAGUGCAAAAUGAGACCAUCUCAAAGUUAACCAUUUCUCCAACUGCUCCAGAUAAGAUCGGAAGUAAUGGUGUCUUCACAAGUUUUGAGAACACUACUGUAUGGUUCUUGGGAACAAUCAACUGUAUCAUUGUGGCUCUUGUCUUCUCUAAAGGAAAACCAUUUAGGCAGCCCACAUACACAAACUAUAUAUUUGUCCUUGUGCUGGUCAUACAGCUGAGUGUGUGUCUAUUCAUUCUAUUUGCCGAUAUUCCAGAAUUAUAUAGGCGUCUGGAUCUGCUCUGCACUCCUGUCCUGUGGAGGGUCUACAUUGUCAUUAUGCUCGGCUCCAAUUUCAUCGUGUCCCUUGCCGUGGAGGAGGCCAUCAUUGAAAAUAGAGCCCUGUGGAUGAUAAUCAAAAGAUGUUUUGGCUAUCAAUCAAAAAGCCAGUAUCGGAUAUGGCAGAGGGCCUUGGCAAAUGACCCCAGUUGGCCCCCCAUAAACCAGACCUCCUACUCUGACAUGCCGGCGUGUGGCAGGGGAGUGUCUUAUAGCAACCCGGUGUUUGAGAGCAACGAGGAGCAACUUUGAAGGCAAUGUGAUAUCCGAGUUUAUAUAACAUAGUAACGAUGACAAAAGGGGCCAGUUUCAGUGAUUUGUUUUUAAGCAGUGAGACUCUUACAAUAUCAGCUAGAGUUUUUGGAAUCAAAAACCCCCUGCCCAAUCAUGGUGACAAAUUAAAGUCUUUUUGAUAAAAUACUUUCUACAGAGCAGAACACUGCCCUAGGAGAGUGUUUUUCUCUUGGCUUCUGAAAGUAUUAGAGAUGUUCAGUGAUUCAAGAAUGGUCCACGGAUGGCCAUGGGCCAAGAGAUUGAGAGGCUAAAGGAGAAGGAGAGUACGUAGUCUUUCUUCUUAGAUAAUAUAUUUUUUAAAUAAGUUGAGGGAAGGUAGCAUAGAAUUGUAAACAUGUUAAAGAUCAUUUUUGAAUUCUUAUUUCAUUGAUGGAAAAACAAAUGCAUGAGAACCAUCACACCACUCUUCACUGUCUGGUUUCCUUUCCUUUCUGGUACUUUUCAGAUUUGAGAUGUUUCCUUCCAUUUCUGGCCUUCCCCUAAGUAUUAGUAAGGAUAGGCUUAGCCGAGGCUGCAAUAACAAACAGCUCCGGUAUCUCAGUGUCUUAACACUCAAGAGCUUCUGUCUUGAGCCGGGUGGCCCUUUAGAAUAGCCCUCCUCGGAGUGGCGACUGCUCCAAUCUGAUGGCUCCACCGACUCAACACAAGGACGCCAGGUAUAUUGCAAUGGGGAAGGAGGAUGGGAGCUCUUCACUGUGUCAAAGUGGUACACAUCUCUCCCAUCACUCACACCACACUAACCAGGGAUUUGGCAAAGAAACUGGGAAGCACAGUCUCCUGUAUUUAGGGCUGGCUUCAUGGGCAUACAAUCUGGCAGUCGCAUAGGGCCUCAUGCUCAGAAAGGUCCCAUUGUUGGUUUAAUACUCUGCUAUUGGCAUCUUGAAAGUGCUUAUUUUUAAUAAGCGUCCCCCAAAUUACAUAGUUGGUCUGGCUUAUGUUCCUGGAAAAGAAAGGAAAGUAGCACAAAUCAAAGAGCACUAGAACUGUCCCCUAACCUCUGGCUCCUGACUCUGUGGACGUCUGUGUUUUAGGAACCCCGCGUCUCGUGUGCCCAAUUCCAGGAAUUUUUCCUCCUCUGCUCCAUUAUUUUUGAGAAAAGUUAAUCUUGUGCUACAACAUUAUAUGUUAUCAUUAACAUAAGUCCUCAUACAACGUCCGCAUUUCUUAAGCCUGAGGCUUUAGAUUUCAGAAAACAAAAAUUUCCCUUAUUUUAUCCUUAGUACAGUUUGGUUAUAUUGAGCUCAGCAGACAACACUGAGUUCUAGGUAAACUUCCACAAAUAGUAUUUGAAAGCAAAAGCAACAUGUUCAUGACAAACAUCAAAUCCUAAGUGAAUGUUCCGGGCAGGGAGUGAGUCCCUGGCUGGUUGGCUACUUAAGAGCAUCUGCAAGCAUUCCCUUACCCGGCUUAACUCCUGAGCGUGGUUCUGGAACACGGUGCAGAUAAUUCUGGAACAUGGUGUUUCUCAGCCACAAAGUUACCUUGUCGUUUCUGGUUUUAAAAUAGGGUGUGAAGAAUCAUUAGAGCAGGCUGCAGGAUCUUUGUCUUAGUACAGAAAGAAAUGUUUCCUUUGACAAAGUCAGCCUUGGCAGUGAUAUGGAAGCUCUGAAUGUCUUUUUCUAAAACUGAUAGUUGUUCUCAUUUUUCGAAAGUUGUGGGCAGGGGCAAGCUGGAGAUAGUCUGCAGCGUAGUGACAAGCGAGUGUGGGGUGCACCGUUCAGACUCUGAAAAUCCGCUCACCAAGUGCUGUCACCUCCACUAGCCAUCUGAAUUACACAAUCCUCCUGGAACUCAGACAAGGAAGGGCUUCCCAUCAGCAUUUUACAGAUGAGAAAGCUGAGAUUCAGGGUGAGGAGAGCACACCCAGACCUUGGACACAAAUCUUCAGCGAACCUGAUGUUACCUCCAAAUACCUCCUAAUUACUAAGCUCCAACAGGGCAGGGGUGCGUGGUGUGAUCUCACAGUCAAACAAAGAGUGAAUUUCUUCUUUGCCAGGUGCAAGGAGGCAAGCCUUUGCUAAUACCAGGGCCUUCUGUUCAAAUGAAUGCAAGGCAUCCUGCCAGCCUUAGACUAGAGGUGUGUUAAAAACAAAACCAACCCCCAAACCACAGGUGUCUGUUUUUCUGCAAUUCUGAGCUGCUUUUAUCUUGAUCUGAAGUGAUUCCAUCCUCAGCAGAGGGAACAGGGACGGAGGACUCUAGCUCCUCACCAGCCAAACAGCCAUAAAACCUUGGCCAAAAGGGACUCAUUCUAAAGAUCGUUCCUGAGAUGAACUACAUCUUAGAGGCAGUGAGUGAAAGACCAGGAAGUGCUUAGCCUGGAAAAAUGGGUAUUCAGGGGACGCCAGAAUGGUAGUCAAACACUUGAAGGAGUUCCCGUGAGAGAGAAAGCUCUGACCUGGAUCCGGUGUCACCACCAGUGGGUGAAGAGCACGAUGGGAGUGGCUUCAGGCUGACACGAAGACCACUACCCUAACAGUCAGCACUGCCAGAGGUGGAAGUUGGUGACCUCUGUGUGCACUCCGUGACAUUGGUGGUUGCAGCAGAUAUUUAAAGACCAAUUCGCAAGGGAAGUCAAGUAUCAGAUGAAACUCAAUUACCUGCAGGAUUCCUUUCAGGCUUGAUACACCCAGUGUCUCAGUGUCACGCUGGGAUGCGAACCUUUUAUGACUGCUGCCCACACAGAAUAUCAGACUGACCUUGUGGGGGGCUAGGCUGGGGAGGUCCCAUGGUGAGGAUGCACAGACUGAUUGCUCUGUACCUUGGAAGGUGGCUUCUGAUGGGACAGGAACCUAGACAAAAGUUGCACAGAGCGGGGCCCUGACUGCCAAAUUGACAACUGGGGGAUACUUCUGAUGUGAGUAUUUUCUCAGAAAGAGGUCUUUGAAAAUUUUGAGAAAAAGAACAUGGGACAGUGCCCCAAACCCAAGGGCAGUGCUACCUGUGCCCGAUAUGCUUUCCUGACCAGGCCUUGGAGGAGAAAAGGACAUAGUCACCUGGUCCAAACCACUUGGGAGUGUCCCUUGUAUGUUUACUCCAAGGUAUACGGCUCUUACCCAUAGAGAAGAACCCUGACUCCAGGCUCGCCUUGCUAAAUAUGGAAUGAUGGAAAUAGAGAAUGGAAGUACGGCUGUGCCUUGUACGUCCUUAUGUGCUCACAGAAGUGUGCGUUACACACUUGCAGAUGCGAUGACUGGAAAAAGGGAUUAUAUAUUCAGAGGCUUUUAUGUUGUUUAUGCGAUAAUAAUUUAUUCUGUACGAAGGAGGCAAGUAAAAUCUAUCAUCCUGUUGUUCUAAAAUCAGUCUCUCUUUCUCCGCAGUGAAGUCUUUCAUUCUGGAUAAUAAAAUGGUGUGGUCUCCUCCAGUAAUGCUGAGUCAAAGCAACAUCUUUACAAAGUCCCAGGCAUUUCUAACACUGCAGAUGCUAUUAUUCCCUGCUUUGUUACAGGACGUUACAGUCUCCAAAACACCUGUACACUCGUGCUUUCAUUUAAGCCACAUAACAGUCUUAGGAGGAAGGCAGGGCAAGGACUACUAUCCUCCUUCUUUUCAUGAGGUACCAUACCCUCCAAAGGCUUAGUAACUUGUCCGAGGACACACAGCUCGAGAGUGGAGGGACCGGAGCUGCAUUCAGACAUGGGACCUCUCUGCCUGCGAAGUCUCUGCUGUGUCACUCUUCCAUGUUGUUUUCCCCAGGAUGUUUGCAGCACCAACAAUCAAGGAGGCAAGCAAGGCAGCUGUACAAUGGAUUGCCAUCAUGAGUAUGAAUUCCUCCAGAAAGAGUUGUUAGUUUUCCUAGAAGUUCUCUUGGACCUAACCAUCAAUCACAGAAGAGGUCAACUCCCACAGCUGAGGGAGUAAAAUCAUAAAACCAGAGAUCUGUGAGCCUAUGUCAUGAGAUCACAUAAAGCUCUGGUUUUUGCCUUCAGUCUCCAGAAGCAGAAACCUGUAUCUCUGCCUGAACUUUGCUCAGCCCCUACUUCGUUUUUUUGUUUUUUGCGGUACGCGGGCCUCUCACUGCUGUGGCCUCUCCCGCCGCGGAGCACAGGCUCUGGACGCGCAGACCCAGCGGCCAUGGCCCACGGGCCCAGCCGCUCUGCGGCACGCGGGAUCCUCCCGGACUGGGGCGCGAACCCACGACCCCUGCAUCGGCAGGUGGACUUCCAACCACUGCGCCACCAGGGAAGCCCUCAGCCCCUACUUUGUACAGCUUUUUUUAGGGUUAUAUGAAUUCUCUUGUGGCUUGGUACUAUGCUCACUUCUUUAUGCUUAAGAAAAAACCCUUGAAAAUUGCUGCCACACAACAUUGGCUGUCCUUUGGGUUCCAUUAGACUUGUUAAAAGAACCCUCUAAACUUUAUCAACGAAAUGACUUUCCUCAAAAUUGAAAAACAUACAAAUAAAAACAACAAUGACAAAACACACCUCUCCUAGAGAUGUUGACAGAGCCUUAGGGGUGAGUCACCCUGGCAUUCCCAAACAUGUCAAGCUUGUUCCUUCCCUGGGAAGACUGCAUUUGCCAUCCUUUCUGCCUUGAAUGCCGCCCCCACUCCCACCAACCCCUACCCUCCUGGCUGACUCCCUUCUCCUUCAGGUUUCAGCUCACUGGUCACUUCUUCAAAAAAGUCUGCCCUGACCCGACCACUUUAUCCAAGGGUUUCCUCACCCCACUACCUCGGUUUGUUUUCUACAUAAUACUUGAGCAACCCUUUAGGAGACUGAGGUUGAAAAAAUCCCAAUUGUUUGAGAUCACGCACUUAGGAAAUGGGUGACCUGAGUCUAAAAUCCUAGUCUAUAGGUUUCCAAAUGAAGGUCCUUUAUGUUUUUCACUCCUAGCCAGAUUCUGCUAAUCAAAUCAUCUAAUCCACUAGGGAAAAGAAUGUAACAUGUUGUAGAGCAUCCAUGUUUGAAUGUAGAGUACUCAAAGGGCUAUCCAGAAUCUCCCAGCUCUACUUCCUUGCCAUCUCCUUUCGAUUCUCUCUCCUUAGUGUUUCAGCUUCAUGAAGAAUCUGAUAAAGCCCUGGCCUGUGAUAAAGGCUGCACACAUGUUGACUAUGGAAACUCUUGAGUUUGAAGUUGUGGCUAAGGGUGACAGUACUGCCGGAAGGUCUCACAUAACGUUGCAUGUAUUAUGCACGGCACAACUCAAGGGGGCGCCAUUCACAUUGUAUCACAAGCCAAAAGUGGUGGUUCUGUGUGAUAUCAGGAAGGCUUUGUGGGUAAGUGAGGACUUUUCCUUGUGUAACCACAAACAUGGGCAUGCAAUGAAGAGUCCCACCUGUCCCCCUCCAAUCAGUUCUUAAAUCCCUGCACGCUCUCUUGGCUGUAUCUCUUGAGUAGAACUUCCUCUCCUCCAAGACGCUGGCCACCACCUGCCUGAAUAUAAGAAUCUCUUAUCUGGUCUGCCCAACUGAAGUCUCUCUUCUGGUUUUGCUUCCCAAGGUCCCUAUGAAUUUUAUCGCCCAACUUGAUCAUGCCACGUCCAUGGUCAGAAACCUUUCACAGUCUAAAUUAUCUACCAAAUAAAAUACACAUUGUUUAGUAAGGAAUUUAAGACUCUUUGCACUGGCCACAUCUGGCCUCAUCUCAGACAUUUCUCAUCCUUGUACUCUAUAAUGCAGCCAACUGUCAUUUCCACACUCAGUAACUCACUUAUUAUUCCCAGCACUCUGUAAUUCACUUAUUCGCAGCAUACAACAACCCCUUUCUCACCACAAUACCUUUUCCCAUGCUGUUUUCUCUAUAAUUGUUACUCUUAUCUUCAUACACCCAAAUCCCACCUAUUUCUCAAGAUCCAGUUAUAAUGCCACCGGAUCUGCCAAAACAAAUGGGAGACCUCUUUUAUCUGCUCUACAUACCCAUCCUUUGGGUAGCAGACAGUUCUUUCUACCUUGUAUUAUCGUCCAGUAGUGUUUUAAUUUCUUCCAGUGCCUCCACAACCCCAUUUAACUAGGAGCACAUUCUCUGAGGGUAGGGGCCAAGCCUGAUUCAUUUCAUUUUCCCACGCUAUACGCAGCACAGGGCCAUGGUUGAGUCUCCACAAGCAGCUGUGGCAUGAUUGAAUAAAAAAUAUAAUCACUGGGACAUUUUGUUGAUUUAUUUCUCCUUCUUUGUCUGUGAACAUCUGUUUUCCAUUCAAUACAAAGAAGCUUAACUAAAACAUUAGGGCUAUGAAUAAAAACAACCAAAAGUAUAAAAGUAUAGUGAUUCCAGUGUUGUGCUUAAUGAGUUUGGCGCAUAGGUAUAUACAUAUAUAUAUACAUGGUUCGUAUAGCGGGUGGGGGAGGUGCGCUGUGGACUUAGAAGAGCUAGGUAUAUGCUACAAAGACCAUCUUUAUAUGUAGAGGACACUAGAGGUUUAUUUGUGAGUGAAAAGGCUCUCCUAGAAAGGUACUCAACCCGAGGGAAGAGAGAAUUGAGGCAAGCAAACUUUUUCGAAAACCAAACAAUGGAUAUUAGGGAACGGGGGGAGAAUUUCAGUAUAAUUGGCUCUGUAUUUUCCGAUUUGUUCUCUGGUUUCACCCUAUCUUUACCAACUUUUGCAGGGGCCCAAGGAACAGAAAGCUGUGAUGAAAAGAGAGAGAAAGAGAUAAAAAAUAGAGAUAGGGAUAGAGAUAAAGAUGGAGAAAGAGAUAGGGAUAGAGACAGAGAUAGGGGUAGGGGUAGAGAUAGAGAUAGGGGGAGGGAUGGAGAUAGGGGCCCACUCUGUGGUCGGUGUGUCAGAGUGUGAUAAAAGCACAGUGGAGGGAAUCCACCUGUGGCCUCUGUCACUUUGCAGUGUUGCGACUGUGUGAGCACCAGAGGAAGAUGCAUUUUGCUACUGGCUGAGGGUGUCACACAGAGACCUAUAAGUAUUAUAAACAGUCUGAGCAUGUCUCCAAAUGGCUAAGGGAGGUAGAAAGUGGCGAAAGAAGAUGAAAAAUGGGGAGGUGUGACUAGAGUGGCGUGCAAUUUGGGGUCCCCUGCAACCAACCUCCAGGUCAGAUAAAGCCCACAGAAGCUUCAUGGAAGCAGCAGAGAUCAUCUUGGAGUGGUGCUCUGUGUGUCUGUGUGGGACAGAAGAGCGUCCUGUCACCAGGAGCCCUACUGCAGUAUUCCGUGGAUCUUCUCAGUGAUUCAGGAGAGACUUCAGCGUGGCACUGCUUCUGUGAUCCUGUUUGUGACUACGAUAGGGAAACAUAGGUUAGAAAGAUAGGAGAGAGACCUAUCCAGGAGGUGAAGGUGCAUUUCAUGGAAGCAUAUGCAGGAACAUUUAGGGGUAAAGCACUCUGAGAAAACAGCUCAGAGCCCCAAGGCCACGCCAUGUUCCUGGUCUGCUCAGGAACUAGGCAAAGUACAAGAUAAAGUGGCUCCACAGCUGGCUGGAUGCUUUUUCCUGAAAGCUGAGUCCGUUCUCUCUUGACCCAGCUCAAGGUUAGCCUUGAGAAUUGGAUAAGGGCUUCUUAAAUAGCCUCAAGAAUUCAGCCACAAUCUAUGACUAAUUAGAAACUGGUUUGAUCUGGGGACAAUGUUAUAGGUUCAGAUCCUCCCUAGAGGGAUCCUGUAACCUAUUUGGUCUGGAUGCCAAGAGUCAUACUUGACAAAGGCCAAAUAUUUGUGUCUGCCCUCACCUAACCCUAGCACAGUGGGUGUCCCAGGGCAAACUGGGUAGCUCAGGCCUGCACCUGGAGCCUGUGCAGGUAGGCAGAGCUGGCUUUUGGGGGCGUAGGAACAGCGAUGCUAGCUGAGGUCAUGUGCUCACGACAAGUACCCCAUGUCUGACCUCAUCAUGCGGGCCACACAGCGCUCAGAUAGAUAAAGUCAAUCUCAAAAGUGUCGCUUUCGGGCAAUGGCAUAUGGCAGCUAAGAGUAUAAGCUUAGGAGUCAGGCAGGUCUGAGCUCUAACCCAGAAUUCUCUGAUUUGUGAUUUUGAACAAAUUAGUUACUAUGUCUGCAUCUUAGUUUCCCUGACUAUUGGCAUGAGCAUAUAAUUCAUUACCUCAUUCAUAACUGCAAAAAUCAAAAGAGAUUAAAUGUGGCACAUAAUUUUUCCCCUACAUCUCUCAAAUCUUUUUUUUUUUUGAUAAAAGAACAUUUCAAAAUUUAUUUUGGCAUAGAGUAGAUAUUUACAAGGUUCUUAGCAAGGCAGGUGGGUAGCGUCCUCUGAUCUGACCUUAAGACGUGACAUCUGGUUUUAAGUGGUCAGAGAAUUAAAGCUUCCAAAUCUGCCGAGUUAGCAACUCUAGAAAAAUCUGUAGGGAUGGUGACUUAAGACGAUGAAUAAUCAGUGAAGAAAAGGGAAGGUAAUUCUUAGAUAACAGAAUCUUCAACAGUGAAGGCUUUAAAAUGAAAAGAAUUUUGUGUCCUCAAUUUUGUUCUGUGUCUUGUUCCGUGGAGGCACAACAUUAUUAUGGUAUGUAAGGCUUGCAGUGGUUUAUGCCUUACUGAGUUUCUUUACUCACUAUAGCCUUGUAUGGCAAGGAGUCCCUCAGGCUCACACACACACAAAAGUCUGUGUUGUCAUGAGAAACCCGAGUCCCUCCAAAAGAUGCCCCACUGAUUCAAAAGCCAGACACUUCUUUGUCAACAAAGACAUCUGGGGCGAAAAGUCUGGAGGGCAAUCUGCACUUGGCUCAUUGGUAAGUCUUAAUCACAGUCCCUGUUUAUUUGGUUCUUACUGACAUUAAUGUGAAACAUCAGCAAUUUUGCUUCCAAGACAGAAUCCAUUGACUUAAUUUUCUCACUUCUUUUUCAUUUGUGCAAUCAGAAAUUCAUUCAUAUGAGGAAGAGGCAGUUACUACCUAUGGAAGAACGCCAGAGAAAGCAGUGGUCGGACUGAUUGCUUUUUGGCAAAGUCUGAACUCAAGAUUUACCAAGGGAAGCCCAUGUAAGUGUGACCUGAGGGGAAGUUACAAGUGCCAGAGCAUUGCUGAGCCUGGAAACUGGAAUUUCAGUUACCUUGUAAGGUAUUUCAGAGAAAAUUAUACAUAUGCAAACGCAAGGAUGAUGUAUCACCAUUUUGCUAAAACGGAGGUGAGUCAAAAAAGAUCUUGCUGUGGACUUUCCUGGUGGUGCAGUGGUUAAGAAUCCUCCUGCCAGUGCAGGGGAUAUGGGUUCAAGCCCUGGUCUGGGAAGAUCCCACAUGCUGUGGAGCAACUAAGCCCAUGUGCCACAACUACUGAGCCUGCACUCUACAGCCCACGAGCCACACUACUGAGCCCGUGUGCCACAACUGCUGAAGCCCAUGUGGUCUAGAGCCAGUGAGCCACAACUACUGAGCCCGCGUGCUGCAACUACUGAAGCCCAUACACCUAGAAACCUGUGCUCUGCAACAAGAGAAGCCACCACAGUGAGAAGCCCACGCAUCGCAAUGAAGAGUAGCCCCCACUCACCAUAACUAGAGAAAGCCCAGGUGCAGCAAUGAAGACAGAACACAGACAAUAAAUAAAUAAAUAGAUAGAUAGAUAAAU